AUGUCUCUUGUCCAGGGAAUGUCAGACCAUGGCUUCCAUAGCAAGCGCGAGGUCCGGUUGAGAAGUCGGCGCGAGGCUCUAGGCAUAGACGUCGACUCCUCGGACUACGCACCGGAUUCGCCCACCGCACCACGGCAGCCAAGGUCACCAAGGCGCCCGCCACCAUCUCCCCGAACUCGCAAGCCCCCGCCCAGACCCCCACCUGUUCGAAGCCCACCGAGACCAGCCGUCUCACCCAGGCCCCCCCCAUUAGCAAGCCCGCCCCCACCGCCCCCACCGCCCCCACCCCCACCCCCUCCCAAUGUGCCUCGGUCACCAGUGUUGAGACCCCCCCCAUCACUUGGAGGCGGCAACUGCCCUGACGCCCGAGCAACCUUGGCUCAGCACAACGUCUACCGUGCGCGUCACCAGGCAGGCCCCAUGCAAUGGGACGCAAACUUGGCCGCUUCGGCGACCACCUACGCGCAAAAGCUGGCCGAUGCCGGCUGCUCUCUCAAGCAUUCCGGUGGCAAGGACUACGGCGAAAACAUCAUGCAGGUGAACACGCCGGAGGGGAAAGGUGAUGCGUGGGUGCAUGCUUUAGGCACACAUAUGCCGCAGACAUAUGUACAGGACGUCGAUGAUGAAAAGCAUGUGUUAUUGGAAUGCCGAGUCUAUAAUGAAAUUCGUGCGGAAGAGGGAUUUAAUCAUCAACAGAGCAUGUUGGAGGCCAUGAAAUGGGAGUCAGUACGUCUGGUCAUGCAGUUACCCAGGCCCGAUAACACGUGCCUGAUGGCCGUCAGCGGUUGGUACAGCGAGGUCGCGUACUACAACUUCUUCGCGCCCCAACCAUAUUACAGCAAUUGGCCUAAAGGCAUUGGGCACUUCAGCCAAGUGGUGGGUGUGCACCAUAUCGCAAACAUGAAUGAGGCUUUCGUGCCAAGACUGUAG
This is a messenger RNA of Volvox carteri f. nagariensis, 930 nucleotides long. RefSeq lists its product as uncharacterized. The transcript has 4 exons. The record is from RefSeq and is a predicted model, not a curated record. The coding region runs from base 1 to 930 and encodes 309 amino acids. NCBI's taxonomy places the organism in Eukaryota, Viridiplantae, Chlorophyta, Chlorophyceae, Chlamydomonadales, Volvocaceae.